Messenger RNA from Populus trichocarpa (black cottonwood), 1722 nucleotides. Its product is annotated as patatin-like protein 4. The coding region runs from base 112 to 1374 and encodes 420 amino acids. Gene Ontology annotation, biological process: lipid metabolic process. NCBI's taxonomy places the organism in Eukaryota, Viridiplantae, Streptophyta, Magnoliopsida, Malpighiales, Salicaceae. The record is from RefSeq and is a predicted model, not a curated record. Gene Ontology annotation, molecular function: monoacylglycerol lipase activity; glycerophospholipase activity. The transcript has 7 exons.
AGCUAGCAUUUGCAUUGAUUCCUACAACAUGAUCUUUUGUUGCUGAUCAGUCUCAUGAUUUAAGUUGCAUACAAUCACCAGUACUAUUUGCUAAUUCACUUUGUUCUUGUUAUGUUCCUUGUUAAAUUUUCAGGGAAUGGAAGUUCUCGUGAACCAGAGAAUCAGGGAGACUUCAUCACAAUCCUUAGUAUUGAUGGUGGAGGAGUGAGAGGCAUCAUUCCUAGUGAAGUUCUAAGUGUUCUUGAAGCGAAGCUCCAGAAACUGGAUGUGGACAACAAGGAUGCAAGGAUUGCAGAUUAUUUUGACUUCAUUGCUGGGACAAGCACUGGAGGCCUUAUGACAGCUAUGCUUACGGCCCCAAAUGAUGAAAAACGACCUCUGUUUGCUGCAAAAGAUAUUGCUAAGUUUUAUCUAGACAAGAGUCCAAAUAUCUUUCUCAAAACACCUGAAACAAACCAACCUCCGUCCACUGAAGAGGAUUCCAGAAUCACUGAUUCUGAUGAAGCGACGGAAGAACCUUUGACAACGCACGCCGAAGUCAUUAAUACUCCAGCUACUUUUUUGCGGGGUAUUAUUGAUUUCAUCGCGGACUUUACUCCUGAGGCGAAGGAUUAUGUAGAACCUCUUAAUAAAUAUUUACUACAACCAAAAUAUGACGGUAAGAAUCUGCAAGAUACGAUUAAGGGACUUUUGGGAGAGAAACUAGCUCUCAGUGAGACUCUAACGAGUGUGAUAAUCCCCGCCUUCGACAUCAAGCAUUUUGGGCCUACCAUCUUUUCUACCUUAAAGGCCAAGCGUGACAGGUCAAUGGAUGCUCCACUAGCAGACGUUUGUAGAGCUACCUCUGCAGCACCGUAUUACUUUCCCCCUUAUCAUUUUAAAACCAGCAAGCCCUUCAACCUAGUUGAUGGCGGUGUUGCAGCCAAUAAUCCUUCUUUCCUAGCUGUGUGUGAGGCGAUGAAAGAACGGAAGGCAGAUUUUCACAAAUUUGUUGUUCUCUCCCUUGGAACUGGAGCACCAGAUGCAAGUGGCAGGCUAGAGGUUAGAGACGGCAAAUGGGGAAUUGUUGAUUGGCUUUGGCAGGAUGACAAUUCCAACCCGUUGCUGGAUAUCUUGACGACUGCACCAGAUGAAAUGACUGAGAUGUACAUGUCUACCGUCUUUCAAUACAGUGGAUUAGAACACAACUAUACUCGGAUCCAGGUUGAGCUAAAACCCAGUGAAGCCAUAAUGGACAAUACAAGCAAAGAAAAUCUGGAGAGACUCAAGAAGAUCGGUCAGGAUUUAGCAGAACAAAAUGAUGCCAAACUUGAAGCUCUUGCAAGCCGAUUGGUCGAGAUACGGAAAGCUCGCUUAACCCACAUAUCUACUUGACAAUUCAUAAAGUAGAACGUUGCUGAUGUCCAAGGCAACGUUGUCCAAGAUAUGGUUACCUGCCCAUAUGAUUAGUACUGUUUUCAAAUUUGCCAGUGACUUUAGUGCUGGAGUUAGCACUAGUUCAAGUCAGCCUUCGUUCUGAGUUGUGUGGAGUUGAUAAUUAUGUACCUCUAUCAUAAAUAAUGAGGAAACAAUGUACUCUUCUUAAGCUUCUUCUAAAAGCAAAAGAAGAUCUUCUUUAUUUAUGUUAUGUGUGUAAUGUGUUGUAUUAAUAUGCAUCAUGUGGAGUGGCUUGAUUAAUCUCUAUUAUUCUUAAUGAGUGGUCUUUGCUUCCACUUUCCCCAA